Molecule: messenger RNA, 6172 nt
Organism: Neogale vison (American mink)
Lineage: Eukaryota; Metazoa; Chordata; Mammalia; Carnivora; Mustelidae
Gene: VASH1
Product: vasohibin 1
Exons: 7
Coding region: 1262-2353 (363 amino acids)
Biological process (GO): regulation of angiogenesis
Cellular component (GO): cytoplasm
Source: RefSeq, a predicted model, not a curated record
GACCCCGCGCCCGGCGGGCUGCUCUCCGGGGACUCGCGCAGCCCGCGCUCGCCGAGCCUUUGUCGCUCGCCAAGGCUUUGUCACUCGCCUCCAGCUCCAUCCGCGGGCUGUGGCUGCGCGAGCCUCGAGCCCUCCCAGUCCGGCGGUCCAUCCUCCGCGCCUCCAUCCUGCCCCAUCCCAGCCGGGGCAGCGGGAGCGCGAGCUGACCGCCGCGGAGCAUCCUUCGCCCAGGCCGGCCGCGCCACCGCCCAUGCCGCAGCCACUCCGAGGCUGCGACCGCGCGGCCGGAGCCCGCCGCUCGGUGACCUCAGCCUGGCCUCUGCGCGCCGCCCGAGUCGGCCCCGCUGAACCCCGGGCCCGGGAACGGGACCCGCGCCCCGCGAUGGCUCGGCUGGCGCUGAGCGGCGCCGAGUGCCCGCUGUCCGCCCGCUGAGGCGCGCCCGGCUGGGGACCGGCGAGGCCUUGGCGCUCCCCGCCGCGCCCUUCCCCCUCUGGGAGUUGCGCUGCUGUUUCCCGGGGGUGAGGGGACGGGGGCCCGAGACAAAGCCCACUUUGUGCGGGGAGUUGGCCGCGGGCGUGGAAUGAGCGCGUCGGCGCGCGCCCCCUCCCCGCGCCCCGCCAGCUGCGAGUCUUGGCUCCCCGGCUCGUCGCAUCGAAGAAAGCGCGCCUCCUCGCCACCCUCCCGUUCGGGGGUCCCGGCUCGGAGCUGAUGCGGCCAGGAGUCGCCUCGGUGCUCCCCGGAGCGCACGCUGCCUUGAGCGUGCGAUAUUUUGCAGAGAAAUCUGUUCUCUCCAAAACUGGGACUUGGGGAGCCGGGUCGGCCUGAGCACCGGUGCCUUGACCCUCUGUGGCCGCAGGUCGGAGCUGUUUGGCCUCAGUUUCCCUCCGACUUUUCUCUUUGCAAGCCCAGACUGCUGCCGUCAUUGUUCUCGCUGUCAAAUGGGGGAGCUUUGAGAAGGCUGCCAACUUGGGGUGUGUUCUCUUUAUUCCGUUUCACAAAAAGAACAAAGCCUCUAAGGCUGACCCCAGACAACCACCUCUCUAUCCCCUACUUCACGUUGAGGCACUGAUUUUUUUUUUUUUUUUCCUUAUCGAGUAGUAUUUUAUUGUACAGGAGCCACGCCCUGGUUUCUUAAAGGCGCCUUACGCUCUGUUUGGCCAUGUGUUAUCUCUGCAGCUGGUGUGUGGGAGGCCCCCUGUGAGCCACCUAUUUUUUUCCUGCCUCCUGAUAUAUACUCCCACCCCCAUCAAGGAUUUGGGGAUGCCCGGGGGGAAGAAAGUGGCGGGGGGUGGCAGCAGCGGCGCUGCCCCCACUGCCUCUGUCACCCCCUCUGGGGUCAGACGUCUGGAGACCAGCGAAGGGGCCUCAGCCCAGAGAGAUGAUGAGCCAGAAGAGGAAGGCGAAGAGGACCUGCGAGAUGGAGGCAUCCCCUUCUUUGUCAACCGGGGUGGGCUGCCUGUGGACGAGGCCACCUGGGAAAGGAUGUGGAAGCACGUGGCCAAGAUCCACCCCGAUGGAGAGAAGGUGGCCCAACGGAUCCGUGGGGCCACAGACCUGCCCAAGAUUCCCAUACCGAGUGUGCCUACGUUCCCACCCUCUACGCCUGUCCCUGAGCGCCUGGAAGCCGUGCAGCGCUACAUCAGGGAGCUGCAGUACAAUCACACGGGGACACAGUUCUUUGAAAUUAAGAAGAGCAGACCUCUGACAGGGCUGAUGGACCUGGCCAAGGAAAUGACCAAAGAGGCUCUGCCAAUCAAAUGCCUGGAAGCCGUGAUCCUGGGAAUUUACCUCACCAACAGCAUGCCCACCCUGGAGCGCUUCCCCAUCAGCUUCAAGACCUACUUCUCAGGGAACUACUUCCGCCACAUCGUGCUGGGGGUGAACUUCGGCGGCCGCUACGGGGCGCUGGGCAUGAGCCGGCGCGAGGACCUGAUGUACAAGCCGCCGGCCUUCCGCACGCUCAGCGAGCUCGUGCUGGACUACGAGGCCGCCUACGGCCGCUGCUGGCACGUGCUCAAGAAGGUGAAGCUGGGCCAGUGCGUGUCCCACGACCCGCACAGCGUGGAGCAGAUCGAGUGGAAGCACUCGGUGCUGGACGUGGAGAGGCUGGGCCGUGAGGACUUCCGCAAGGAGCUGGAGCGCCACGCCCGCGACAUGCGGCUCAAGAUUGGCAAAGGGACCGGCCCUCCCUCUCCCACCAAGGACCGGAAGAAGGACGUUUCCUCCCCGCAGAGGGGCCAGUCCAGCCCCCACCGCAGGAACAGCCGCAGCGAAAGGCGGCCAUCGGGUGAGAAGAAGCCUUCUGAGCCCAAAGCCAUGCCAGACCUCAAUGGGUACCAGAUUCGGGUGUGAGGCAUGGGGCAGUACGCCAGCCUUGCCACUUCCGGGGGCCAGCAGCCAUCUGCCAGAGCCAGCCUCGUUCGUGGGGAGCGAGGGGCUGGUGAUGGGGGGGCAGGGCAAGAGGCAGCAGGAAGAGCCUGUCUCAGCUCAGCCACCCAAGCUGCUGCCCCUCUCACUGGGCCAGGACCCCUAACUUUGGGCCAAGAAGCAGUUAGUAUUUUAUUUGGAGUUUUUAACCCAAUAACUGAAGUUUAAAGUGUUUGGGGAAAGCUUAAAAAACUAAUGGAUCUGCCCAUCACCAGAAGGCCAGUGCUUAGGAGAUCUAAGUUCCACAAGGCUGGGUAAGGAGGGGUUGCUGGCUCUGCCGGCAGCUCUCUGGGACUUGAAUCCAUCCAGUCUGUGGGAAAUCUCCCAGCCCCACUUAGCCCGCGGCAGGAGGGAUGGACGUGUUCCUCCAGUUCUGCCUGCUAUGGCAGAAUCUUGACCCAGGGAACGGGAAGCAGGGUAGAAAUCAUCCUGGGAAAGGGCUGUAUAGCCAGUAUCAGGACCUUGGCACAAGACCACAUCUGCCCCAAGAGCAGAGCCCAAGGCCUGGGAGAGCCCUCGUGCCCUUGUGGCCCAUGGACAGUGCUGUGCGGGCUGUAGGAGAGCCCAGGAGAGACCUCUGUGGGGAGAGCUCCCAGGCCCCUACCUGGUCCCCUUGCUUAGUCCAGUUCUGCCUGUUGCUGGAGCUAGGGGACUCCCUGCAGAGGGGCUGGGCUUUGCCAAAGGCCCAGAACUGCACUGGACUCAGUGUGACUGUAGGGACUGAGCCAGCCUGGUGGGUUCAGGAACUGUGGCUGGGGUAGAGUGGGACAGUCGGGCCUGGGGCUAUCCCCUGGCAGUCCCCAAGGGUUGGGAGGAGGCACUGCUACUCCCCCCUUUCUGUUACCUCAGUCCUCGCUCUGAAAAGAAGACCCGAUCAGGAUGCCUGUGCCUCAGGCCUAUCUCCCCACAUGCAGCAGCCCAUCUAGGUUUGGGGGUACCAUUGAUGAUCACAGCUUGUCAGGGAAGAAUCUGAACAGCUGGGAGUCUGCACAGCCUGCCUGUCGAGUGAGAGAUACCUGGCAGGCGAGUGAGAAGUGGAAAGAAGUUGGCAGGGUUGGGAGAAGGUUCUAGAGGCUGAAGCAACAAGGUGGUGGUAGGACAAGUGUGCAGCUGGCCACACAGAGGAGCAGAGCCCGGGGACAGGGGAGUGUAAGUGAGAGAAGGAUGUGGGGAGAGUUGAGAAUCAGGGAGCUUGGGGAAUAGUGAGUUCUCAGCUGCUGGCAGUGUCCAAGCAAAGCCUGCACGGCUACUUGUCGGGCAGCUGUAGAGCGGAUUCAGGUGAUGGAAAGGCAGCUGGGUAUGAUGACCGGUAAGGUUUCUUUUCACCAAGAGGCUGUGAUCCAGCCAGGGCCUGGGCCCUGGAAAAGGGAGGAUCAGAACCAGGGUGGUGAGCUCACACGCCCUCAGGGCCAGGCGGGGGCUCGGAGGGGGGCUGCAGGGCUGGGUGGGCACUGUGGCCACUGAAGCGGCUACUCCUGCUCCGCCAGGGUCCCUGCCUCGCCAGAUAGUCUGAUUUUUUUUUUUCCCCCAGAAGCCAGAACUCUGGAUUUUUGUGUGAAAUAUCCUGACUUUUAAAUGUUGGCUAUCAGUUCAGAAAACUUAAAAACCCAACAUGAAAGAGGAUGCCAGUUUGUAAUCUGAGGUGGAGCGCGCUUGUGCCGGGUAGAAGUCCACGGAGAGGCUUUGAGGUGGAGAUCAUGAAAGUUCUAGGCUUCCCAGGGCAGGCUGGGCCAGGGCAGGGUCCUUGCCACGGAAGCUGCUCGCAGAGAGGGCAGCUGGCCCAUGUCUGUCUUCCUUAGUCUCCCUGCAGACCAGAGACCCACUAGGGUCACCAGCAGAGGUGGUGUGGAGACCGGGGAGAUGGAUGGGGUGAGAGAACCGGAGAAAAGAGGGAGGGAGGGAGACGGGAUGCUUUUGCUAAUGCGAGUGCCCGUCAGGGAAGCACGGGAGGCUGGCAGCUCUUCACACCAGCAGCUUGGGCCCGGAGCCAGGCCCAGCAGGAAGCCAGCUGGGCAGUCCCUCGGGGUCCUCAGGGUUCACCAGGCCCUGCGGAGGCACCUAACCUGCCCCCGGACUGUACCCCAGCCAGGCCAAUUCCAGGGCCGUUGUGACCCCUGACUCACCAUCCUGGUUCUCAGGGCGUGGGGUGGUGGUCCCCACGUUCCCCACAUUGGCCUGAGGCAGAGACGGCUCACUUGGGGAGGUGUGCUGCUGAAAACGAACAAGGCCUUUCCCGGGUCUACGUGUGGGUGCCUCGUGCAGGCCACUCAUCAGCAGGGGAGGGGAUUCAGAUACCCCUGUAGGGCUUGAGGGAAGACGAGUGCUAGGGGAUUGGGGUCAGGGAGACAGGAGGAACCUGCUCAGCCCACAGGCUCUGCCCUACGCAGUCUGGGAGCAGGAAGUGGAAUGAGGCCCACCCCUAUUGCUGCCCGCAGGAGGGAGCUGAUCACCCUGAGCUGGGAGCCUCCAGCACACCCUCUCCUCGCUGAGACCUCGGGCCUGUGAUGGCCACCACAGGAUACAGCGGUGCUUUUUAAUUUAUUUUUAACAUUUUCUCCUAUGUAGCAAGCCCUCCUCCCCUCCUGAGCGUGUUUACACAGGCUCCGCUCCCUGGGGCUGGCCUGACUGCAGAGUUUCUGGGGAGGCAGAGGAAGGGACUUUGGGGCCUUAGUCACCAUCCUUGAUUUCACCUCAUCCUACUUCCUGUGAGGAACAGGCGCCUGGCUCCUGACUCAGGACUGCCUUCCAGCACUCAGUAGGGGCUCCUCUGCCCGAAGGAGUUGCGGGGCUGCUGGCCGAGGAGGCCCCAAGGUGAGGUCAGAAAAAGCUGCUUAAUGAAGGGUAGGGGUGGCAGUGAGUGCUCCCCAAAGUCCACCUCCUCGUGCUUAGUGCCAGCACCCAACACUGGGAAGCUGGGUUUAGAGAGCCUUCCUGCCCAACUAACUGCCAGUCCUCUCCCGCCCAUGGCCUCAACACAGUCAUGUUCGCCUCACCCAUCACGCCAGACCUCAUCCUUCCUGGGCGUGGACACGUGGGAGGGUAGCAGCCCCCUGGCCGGGGAGUCACGAAGCCUGGAGCGGGGAUCCCGAGGAGCAGAAAAGGCCAUAAGCCAGCUGUGUCUGUUUUCUGGCCCUCUCUGUCAGCACACGCCCUAAUUCCUUCCAUCUCGAACUCGACCUUCUGGCUCUGAGAUGGGGUCCAGUUUUGGUCAGCAGCAUGCCCAGAGGCCCAUGUGUCCAUGUGCACCUAGGUCUCCUGCCUGAGUAUCUUUCUGGCUUCGAUGCACCCAGCCCAUCCCUCUGGCCUUGAAGGCAAGUGCAAGGCAGGUCAGCAUACUGUGUUCUUUGUGCCCCAGCACCCCUGUCCUGAAGACUCCGUUCUUUCCCGCUGAGGAACCAGCUGAAGGGUGGGAGGGGGCCUGCCCCAGGCCGGGCAGUCUGCUGUGGUGCUAGCUGCAAGCCCAUCAGUGUUGACCCCCUUGCCACAUCCUAGUGCUCCUGAGUCCCAAGUUCCCCUUUCUCUCCGGUGUGCGUGGCCCAGGGGCCUGGUGAUGGGGGCCACCCCUCCCUCAAGCUUUGUGUUGGGCUGUGGGACCAGACUUUGUCCUUCUUGCUCUUCCCGUGUCAGUAUUGCUCCCUCCUCUCUCACUUUUACACCCCUCUCAUCGCUGUGCUCACUUUUUUCCUGAAAUGAAUAAAAGCUCCCCGGCUCCGGUUGCAUGGGCCGGGCAGAAACCACAUGGAA